Molecule: messenger RNA, 1942 nt
Organism: Centropristis striata (black sea bass)
Lineage: Eukaryota; Metazoa; Chordata; Actinopteri; Perciformes; Serranidae
Product: drebrin-like protein B
Exons: 16
Coding region: 83-1816 (577 amino acids)
Biological process (GO): positive regulation of dendritic spine morphogenesis; regulation of actin filament polymerization; neuron projection morphogenesis
Cellular component (GO): postsynaptic membrane; site of polarized growth; postsynaptic density
Molecular function (GO): actin filament binding
Source: RefSeq, a predicted model, not a curated record
CUGACUCUGGGUCUCUGCUGUGUGUGUGUGUGUGUGGAUCCAGGCAGCCAGUUUGAGCCGUGGAUGAAGGAAUCUGUCAGACAUGUCAGUGAAUCUGAGUAAGAACGGGACGGCCCUCAUGCAGGCCUACAAGGACGUGGUGGACGGGAAGGUGGACACCAACUGGGCUCUCUUCACCUAUGAGGGGAACAGUAAUGAUAUCCGUCUGGCAGAAACAGGAGACGGGGGGUUGGAGGAGAUGGUGGAGGAGCUCAACAGCGGGAAGGUGAUGUACGCUUUCUGUCGCGUACAGGAUCCAAACUCUGGUCUACCUAAAUAUGUCCUGAUCAACUGGACAGGUGAAGGUGUGAAGGACACUAGAAAAGGAGUGUGUGCCAACCAUGUGAGCACCAUGGCCAACUUCCUUAAGGGUGCCCAUGUGACUAUAAAUGCGCGUGCAGAUGACGAUGUGGAGCCGGAGGUGAUCCUGCAGAAGGUGUCCAAAGCGUCCGGAGCGAGCUUCAACUUCCACAAACAGACUCCAGAGUUCAGAGACGCUCCCAGAGGACCUGUGGGCUCAGUGUACAAGAAGGUCAACGCCGUGGAGGAAAUCCAACAAACCAACAAGGACGACUUCUGGAGCCAAGCUCAGCGGGAUGAAGAAGUGCGCCGGCGGGACGAGAGCAAGCGAGCGGAGCUGGAGCGGCAGGAGGCCGAGAGGGACCGCAGGGAGAUGGACGAGAAGCAGGCCAAGGAGAGGGAGAGGAGGGCCAAGGAGAGAGCUCAGCAGAUAGAACAGGACAAACUUUAUCAGAAGAAAAGAGAAGAAGAGGAGAGAGAGAUGGAGACGAGGGAGAUGGAAGAGAAGCAGGCGAAGGAGAGAGAGAGGAGAGCCACGGAGAGAGCUCAGCAGGCUCAACAGGACAAGCUUCUUCAGCAGAAAAGAGACGAGGAGGAGAGAGAGAGGGAGCAGCAGCGACAGUAUCAGCAGGAAAAUGGAACCAAGCGGUCGGGCAUCAACUUUGCUGCGUCAGUGCAGAAAGCUAACGAGGCCAAGUCUCUCAUUUCUCAGAGAUCAUUUAAUCCAAGAGACAUAUUCAAGCAGCGGGAGCAGAGCUUUGAGUCCAGCCACAUACCGUCUCCUGCCAGACCUGGGAAGCUGCAGAGUCCCUUUUUAUCCCAGAAAUCCUUCGAGAGAGAAGCUGCUCCUGCUCCAGCCGUGAUCCCCGCCUACUCCAUGCACCCCCUGUCUCCUGUCUCACCUGUCUCACCUGUCUCACCUGCUGCAGCCGAGGUCCCGGCCUACUCUCUGACCCCGCUGUCUCCGGUCACACCUGUCUCACCUGUGGUGUCUCACUCUCUGGCUCCGGCCGAGGUCCCGGCCUACUCCGUGCACCGCCUGUCUCCUGCUUCUCCUGAGCUGUCUCACUCACCUGCUGCAGCUGUCUCACCGACACCGGACUCACCUGUUCACCACGCAGAUACGACUUACACAGAGGAGGAGGAGUGGUCUGACGAGUUUGAUGAUGAUGCAGGUGAAGCUACUCCAGAGCCGACAGCAGCAGCAGAGGAUCUGUACCAGACGCCGCGGCCCGAGGAGGAGGACCUGUAUGAAGACGUCUACCAGGACGUCUCCCCGGCUGGAGAUCAGAACCAGAACCAGAACCUCAGAGCCAGAGCUCUGUACGACUACCAGGCUGUGGAUGACUCAGAGAUCACCUUUGACCCUGAUGACAUCAUCACGGACAUCGACAUGGUGGACGAGAGCUGGUGGCGAGGAACCGGCCCUGACGGACGCUACGGCAUGUUCCCAGCCAACUACGUGGAGCUUCUCUAGUCUUCAUCAUAACAAUAAAAACGAUAGAACGAAAGAUUUCUCUCACAUGAAAAGUUUGUUUGUGUCAGAAUCUCUCGUUGUUUAUUAUCAUCGCAUCAACAGACUGUAAUAAAUAAAUAAAAUAAG